AAAAUCAACAUUUCUGUUUCCAAUGACGUAAUUGUUUUAUUUUGUAUGUAAAUAAACACCUCGUGUUGGGAAAGCAUACUAUUAGGGGGAUGCACACAUUACUCCGAGAGUCGAAAGUAUAUAUAGCUAAUAAUGCCUACAUCCUCAUAACGGGGUAUCGGUUAUGUUUAGCUUUGAUUCAGAUUUACCAACAUGAGACAGGUCCGUUGCUGUAAAAUAUAGAUACAGUCACCUUUCAUCACGCGUCUUUGAUUUACGUACGGUGUAUACAAUGCUUUGCUUUUUACGAUUUGCCUGUUAUUGAUUUCAGACAGUGAUAUAUCGAGCUGUAGGUACAUAUGUAUGUUGUUUACCUGUGUUAUUAUCAGGUACAAUCCGAUAUGAUUCACCGUAAAAUGCAUCUUGUGACCAGUUUGUACAGCAGCACUGUCGAUUUAAAUACAUGUUAUGUCAAGUGUUGUUAACAGAUUGGAUUGCAUAAGAUGCACGAAAUGACACAGCCUUCUGACGCAAACGUUGAAGAGUAACUCAGGCUAUUUGAUGCACCAUGGCCACUGUGAAGGAUACCGCUAACCACGUGAAUAACUUCUCGGACUAUAUACGGACUUCCUUCUCAGAGUUUCUGAAACUGCAGCCAACGCUUCAUAGGGACGAUGUUGAUCGUGUACUCCACGAACCCGCCAUCGUGAAGUACUACAGACCAACCAAUCAGCCAUGGCGGUACUACCUGAUCAGUCUCUUCCAGAUUCACAACGAGACCGGCAAUGUAUGGACUCAUCUGAUUGGCUUUAUUAUUAUGUGGUGUAUUUUAGGAGUACUAUCUGCUGAGUAUGACGUGUGGACGGAACGCCAUUCGUGGCCUAUGUUGGUAUUUGGAUUGUGUUGUGUAAUAUCUACAAUGACUAGCACAUGCGUACACCUGCUUCACUCCCGAUCUGUAUAUCAUCACUACAGUCUGUUUAUGAUUGACUAUAUUGGGGCCACUUUAUAUUCAUUUGGCUCCGGCAUACAGGCGUUUUACGCAUGCUCUGACAAAGAAAUGUACGAGUACCUCGGAAGGAUGUACCUACCGACACUGACAUUUGUGACAUGGCUCAAUUUUGUUGUGCUAUGUCUUUCGAAACUGAUGUUCGGUCAUAACCCAUGUGACGUCAGAAGGAAGCUCAUGAUGAUCUCCAUGAUGACAGUUCAGGCCACCAUCGUCACACUUCCGUUUGGACCUCGUUAUUACCGGUGCUACUUCAGCGACACGUGCUCUUUCUCUUCUCUCAAUCACUUAACAAUUAGCUGGAUAUUUUUCGUCUCCUCCGCUUUUUUCUUUGGAAGCCAUUUACCCGAAAAACUGUUUCCGGGUAAAUGUGAUAUCUUUGGUCAAGGUCACCAGAUUUUCCACGUGAUCAGUGUUGUCAAUCAAAUGUGGCAAUUCCAUUCCAUGCGUCUAGACCUAUCGACUGGAGCUUCAGAUCACACAGAACCUGAUUUUUUGGUCAUCAUGGCGGCAUUAUCGGUUCUUGUUCUUGUGGACACCAUAUGUUAUGUGUUUCUUAAAAGGCGAAUUCCUUCAGUUGCCAAGGAAGAAAAACAAUCCUAAUUAAAUAGUAGCUUUUUGGUGCUAUUUUUUGUUGUGUCGACAAUAUUUUAAGUAAAACAUAUACUGCAUCAAAAAAGAAACACUCAGAUAAAUAGUUACGUGUAUUUAUCCACAGACCAAAUUGAAAAUGGUUUUCAAAAGACAAUAAGCAUUUCGUCAAAAUCUUCUGUAGUGCUUAAGUAACUCUCUAAUAUACAAGAGAAGACACGAAAGAAAGAAAACAGUUUAAAAUACCCGAAGUGUCCCCACAGGCUCUAAUGUCUGCUCGUUAAAAUUGUACAUGAAGCUAUUCAGAACAUGACUUUUUAUUAUAAUGUUUAAGAAAAGAUGAAGCGGUACUAUAGGCUGGCGGGGGUAGUCUUAAAUUUCGAGGGACCCUCGCUGCAAAUUGCAUUGCAUUGGUUUCAGAAACAGCAGAAUGUUGGAGGGUAAAGUUUGGUUGCGACAGCACGCCGCCAUAAGCUUGCGAUUGAAGGCUAUCAUAGGGAUCUUAACACAAUUUGAUAUAAUUCACGUGAUUGAUCCAGCCCAAAAUCAGUUUAACUUAACACAUCCGUCAAUGAAAAACUAACUUUCGGGCCCUCAAUUAGCUUCGACUUCCUCGACUUCAGAACAGCAAUAGUUCCUACUGUUUCUAUUGCCGUCAAAAGAAAACCCUGAUGCACAAGUCGUAUAAUGUUUUAAUGAAGUGACACGGUCACUCAUUGUCGACCAAUUGCGCAAACAAUGAUAGCAGUGGCCAAUGAUCGCAUAACAAAAUAUUGCCAAAAAUGUCUUGCAAAAUCAUUGGAAUUGUCUGUCUCCUUUGAUGUUUUAUAAGCUCUUGUAUUAUAUUUGUUUGAUAAAAGCGUAUGAAACGUUGUGUUCGCCGUUAGCAUUACCGAGUGUGUGAGAAAUUACUCUCGGAUAUCGCUGAUAAUGCUUGUAAAACACUACCCCUGUAGAGUCAAUAUUUAUAUUAGUGUAUUAAGCAAGGUACUCCGGUGUUUUAGUUUUAUGUUUCCCUUUUGGAUCAGUAUAUCUUGAUAUAUAUAAACAUUGGUGCGAUUAUGUAAACACUGUUCUUUGUAAAAAUAUACCUUUAAUUAAUUAAUUUAUUUUUUCAAACAUAUAUGGAAAAUGUAUUUUUUUUGAUUGUUGACCAUCAUACUGACUUCCGUAAAGAAGUGCUUUUUAUAUAUACAGACAUAUAGACUAUAAAUGGAGGACUGCCACAUAAAAUAUCCUUUUCAGGAUGAUAUACAAUUACUAUGUUAAGAUUAGGAUGUGUAUACGUUUAUAUUUGCACAAGUCAUGGCUGCACUGAGUAAGAUAUACAAGGUAGUUAAUAAUAGAUUUACUCAGUACGACAAAAUACAUCAAAAUGUAUUUCAUAUACGACUUUUGUAAACUGAUUUCUCUUUUAAAUGUGUUUUAUUGAUGACUUGAUGACUGCAUACGAUAAAA
Molecule: messenger RNA, 3037 nt
Organism: Mizuhopecten yessoensis (Yesso scallop)
Lineage: Eukaryota; Metazoa; Mollusca; Bivalvia; Pectinida; Pectinidae
Product: membrane progestin receptor alpha-B-like
Exons: 3
Coding region: 548-1591 (347 amino acids)
Cellular component (GO): membrane
Molecular function (GO): signaling receptor activity
Source: RefSeq, a predicted model, not a curated record